Galeopterus variegatus (Sunda flying lemur) is the source of this 1715-nucleotide messenger RNA. It is a transcript of the gene P4HB, whose product is annotated as prolyl 4-hydroxylase, beta polypeptide. The record is from RefSeq and is a predicted model, not a curated record. Gene Ontology annotation, molecular function: protein disulfide isomerase activity. The transcript is spliced from 12 exons. Gene Ontology annotation, cellular component: endoplasmic reticulum; external side of plasma membrane. NCBI's taxonomy places the organism in Eukaryota, Metazoa, Chordata, Mammalia, Dermoptera, Cynocephalidae. Gene Ontology annotation, biological process: response to endoplasmic reticulum stress; protein folding. Bases 1 to 1632 code for a protein of 543 amino acids.
AUGGGAGAAAGCCACCAAUCAGAAGUCGAGGAGGAGAAAGUUCUCCGCCGGGAGCCAAUGAGAGGCUGGAGAAGUGUGCGAGCGCGAGCUCUUCGGCCAAUCCAGGGCGAGGGCGAGGGCGUCCCCCGCAGCAUUUCCGACUCCGGGGCAGGGUCUAGUGUGGCCGUUCAAUCCGGGCGUGGAGAAGGCGGGCCCCGAAGCCCGCCGGCCAAUGGGAGGCGGGCCCCGGGACGCUCCCUGCUGGUGGAGUUCUACGCCCCUUGGUGUGGCCAUUGCAAAGCUCUGGCCCCCGAGUACGCCAAAGCAGCUGCGAAGCUGAAGGCAGAAGGCUCCGAGAUCAGAUUGGCAAAGGUGGACGCCACCGAGGAGUCUGACCUAGCUCAGCAGUACGGCGUCCGCGGCUACCCCACCAUCAAGUUCUUCAAGAAUGGAGAUACUACUUCCCCAAAGGAGUAUGCAGCCGGCAGAGAAGCCGACGACAUAGUGAACUGGCUGAAGAAGCGCACGGGCCCAGCUGCCACCACCCUGUCAGACGUUGCAGCUGCAGAGUCCUUGGUGGAGUCCAGUGAGGUGGCGGUCAUCGGCUUCUUCAAGGAUGUGGAAUCGGACUUUGCCAAGCAGUUCUUGCUGGCGGCAGAAGCUGUGGAUGACAUACCGUUUGGGAUCACUUCCAACAGCGAUGUGUUCUCCAGAUAUCAGCUUGACAGAGAUGGAGUUGUCCUCUUUAAGAAGUUUGAUGAAGGCCGGAACAACUUUGAGGGGGAGGUCACCCAAGAGAACCUGCUGGACUUCAUCAAGCACAACCAGCUGCCCCUGGUCAUCGAGUUCACUGAGCAGACAGCCCCAAAGAUUUUUGGAGGUGAAAUCAAGACUCACAUCCUGCUGUUCCUGCCCAAGAGCGUGUCUGACUAUGACGGGAAACUGAGCAACUUCAAAAAAGCCGCCGAGAGCUUCAAGGGCAAGAUCCUAUUCAUCUUCAUCGAUAGCGACCACAGCGACAACCAGCGCAUCCUCGAGUUCUUCGGCCUGAAGAAGGAGGAAUGUCCAGCCGUGCGCCUCAUCACCCUGGAGGAGGAGAUGACCAAGUACAAGCCUGAGUCCGAUGAGCUGACGGCGGAGAAGAUCACGGAGUUCUGCCACCACUUCCUGGAGGGCAAGAUCAAGCCCCACCUGAUGAGCCAGGAGCUGCCUGAGGACUGGGACAAGCAGCCUGUCAAAGUGCUUGUCGGAAAGAACUUCGAAGAGGUGGCUUUUGAUGAGACAAAGAAUGUCUUUGUGGAAUUCUAUGCCCCGUGGUGCGGUCACUGCAAGCAGCUGGCUCCCAUUUGGGAUAAACUGGGGGAGACGUACAAGGAUCAUGAGGAUAUCGUCAUCGCCAAGAUGGACUCAACAGCCAACGAAGUGGAGGCAGUCAAAGUGCACAGCUUCCCGACGCUGAAGUUCUUCCCUGCCAGCACGGACAGAACGGUCAUCGAUUACAAUGGGGAGCGGACACUGGACGGUUUUAAGAAGUUCUUGGAGAGCGGUGGCCAGGACGGGGCAGGGGAUGACGAUGACCUAGAUCUGGAGGAAGCGGAAGAGCCGGACAUGGAGGAGGAUGACGAUCAGAAAGCUGCGAAAGACGAGCUGUAACGUGCAGACCAGACCUGGGCACCCCCACCCCAUGCCCCGCAGGGGCUGCACACCCAGCAGCCACACCCAGCGGCCAGGCCGCA